Messenger RNA from Zootermopsis nevadensis, 2053 nucleotides. Its product is annotated as thiamine pyrophosphokinase 1. Gene Ontology annotation, biological process: thiamine diphosphate biosynthetic process; thiamine metabolic process. The record is from RefSeq and is a predicted model, not a curated record. Gene Ontology annotation, molecular function: thiamine diphosphokinase activity; thiamine binding; ATP binding. Lineage: Eukaryota; Metazoa; Arthropoda; Insecta; Blattodea; Termopsidae.
GUCCAGAAACUGUUUGUGUAUCCAGAGAGUAUUUUACAUAUUUUUUUAGGGGACCAAACUGAACUGAGAAGGUCCAAUAAAUCAUUUUCUGGCUGGCUUCAAUUGCCAAAUUUAGUUCGUGAAUGAAUGUUUAAACCGUAUUCAACAUUGGAAUCAUUGCUGGCUGCCUCAUGCACAGGUUCUAAAAAGUAUAAUAAGCAAACGGCAUAUUCAUCUACUCGUAUUUGUUUCUCACGUAGCUGUAGACCCGCAAAUAACUGAUCAAUCUUGCCCCGAUCUGCUGACGGCCUUGUGUUUAACUCCAGUCGCGAAUGGCACCAUUCUCACUAGCUCCAGGAACCAGUUUGGUGUCCUCUUCACCAUUUCCUGGCAAAUUGCCAUUGUACAUUUCUUUCUACAUUGCGUUAGUCUAGCGGUGCAGGUUUCAAUACUAACCCUCAUAUUCACACCGAGGAACAGUUGGCAGCCCACCAUAGCCAGCACACGAGUCCAUCCGUUUGCAAAUAUAGAAGUAUAAGAGGUGCCAAUAAUAUUUGAACAAAGUUUGAGGUGGUUUUAGAUAUAGGAACUCACGGAAUGAAUGCACCACCUGUAGUGAACCACUGGAAUCCCCAUGAUAUUCUGGAUGUUGGAAAUGUAUCGUUUCGUUUCGGCCUUCUUGUUCUGAAUCAACCCAUAAAUAUUGAGAGAGAGCUCAUGUUUUCUUUGUGGAACAGAGCUUCUUUGAGGGUAACUGUGGAUGGAGGGACAAACCGUUGGUUUCGCUUUCUACAGGGUGGAAACUGUGUUGCACCAGAACUUAUCACUGGCGAUAUGGAUUCCAUAAAGCAAAAUGUUCUUACACAUUUUAAAAGGGAAGGUUCUCAAAUUAUUCCAACACCAAAUCAAAAUGAGACUGAUUUCACAAAAGCCUUGAGACAUGUUCAUGGUCACAUUAUAAGCAAAAACUUGCAGCUAGAUGGAAUAAUUGCGGUGUGCGAGACAUCCGGUCGGCUGGACCAGAUUCUAGCAAAUUUAAACACCUUAUACAAGGCGAAAGACAUUGUGGGAAAUGUUCCAGUGUACCAGCUGGCCAAAAACUCUCUGUCAUGGCUUCUUGCGGCAGGAUCACAUCAAAUAAAUGUUGGAGACGCGACAGUGAAGAAAGGCUGUUGGUGCAGUUUAGUGGCCCUUGGUGCGGGAGUCGAGCGCGUCACCACCACAGGCCUCAAAUGGAAUCUUGAUGAUCGAGUGAUGGAAUUUGGCGGAACAAUCAGCACGUCAAACACGUACAGCGGCGAUCCCGUAGUAACGGUCAAAACGAGCGGCUCGUUGGUGUGGUCCAUGGGACUUUGCGACGAUGAUACAUAACGUCUUUUGUGGGGAUUUGAUUCUUGUGUUGGUGUUUCCAGAGAAUACGAACGUCCAGUCCGUAGAACCUGUCAUCGGACAUGCGGGAUAAAUCCCAUUGCUUCUAUCAAAAUAUUUUUGUUAUUCUUAUACUUAUUUUGAAAUCCAGAUAAUAUUUAGGAAAUAAUGGAAGCAAUGUGUUACGUUGCUGUGAAAUGUAUUUAAAUGUUGUGGGGCACCAAUUUGAGUAGAUGCUUUAGUUUGUAGAGUGCUUAAACACGCCAGCUAUUUUUAUAACUACGCGUGUACUUGUAGAUUAUUUCUGUCAGUAGACAGUUUCUUGCAUUGUGGUUGCUGUAUGAAACAAAAUAAUUUUAAUUAAGAUCUUAUAUAAUUAUUCACUUAAUUACAAAUGUGAUAAUAUCUACUGACAGAAAUGAAUGGUAAAACUCCGUGACCUCACUGGCAGUACGUAGGGUACUUAUGAGAAGAAUUUUUAAAAGUAUUUAAACCAAUAGUAUGCUCGUCGGUUGUGGGUCUUCGAGCUCAAUUUAUUUUUUGACCGUGACAUUGAAGGAACGUGUCGGCCAAAUAGAUUUUUCACGUGAAGGUACUCAAUACGAAGAUGACUGAUAUCAGAUAUUGUCUGACACGUUUUACAUUUGUGGUGGUAUCCAAAAGUUUUUAGAAUAAAUAAAAUGAAAACACUUGUUACGUGACCAAA